GCGACAGAGCCCGGUGUUAAGCGGCAGCUGCAGCCCACUGCACCGUUCAGAGAUGGAGGCAGAGCCGACAGCCGCUCAGCUCCUAUAAACCGGACAGGAGGACAGUAGCUGGGGGACACGGUGACCAUGACUGAUUCUACUGAGUGAACAUUUCCACUAGAAAACACCGGGAGCGCCUCUGGGAUCCAAUGAAAGCAGCCCUGUGUUGAGCCUCUCCUCGGUGGGUUGGCAUGGCUCAGUGAUGAACGGAGCGGUUUUGCCCGGUAGCCCGGAGCUUUCCUCCUCAUGCCCGCUGCCUGACUGGAGAGAGUUCUGUGAGCUCCACGCUCGAGCCUCAGCUGCUGACUUUGCCGACAAGUUCCAGCGUUUUCUGUCGGAGAACCCGUGCUACGACUCGCCAGGUGCCGAUGCCAGCUUCUCACAGCAUUUUGCCAACCACUUCCUUGAGUGCUUCUCUGUGGCGCUGACCCAGGCAAAAGAGAAGCAAGUGUCCUCUCCUGGGGACGAAGGCUGCAACGCGGCUCCGAAGUACACCAUCGUUCCUUUCCUGGGAAUCCAGGGUUGUCCACUGUCCUACGGUCACGACCUCUAUCAAAGGCGUAAGGACACUGGGGCUUCAAGUGAGUCUCUGGACAGCAUGGACAGUGGUGGGGGAGGGAUAGAUGGGGGAGGCAGUGAAAAUACCUCCUCUCGAGGUCCACAGACUCAUAAGAUGUCAGUUUUAGGACAGUCUCGGAGCUCAGAGGACGUGUCUGUCAGCCACCCUAAGGCUCGCUUCAAGAAAGGCUUCUCAUUGAGGAACAUGAGUCUGUGUGUUGUGGAUGGGGUGAAAGAGAUGUGGCAUAGACGGGCCUCCCCCGAACCCGACGGUCCUUCAGGAACCAGGAAGGCCAAUGGAGGAGGGGAGGCAGGAGGGGGGGAGAAGUGGUCCCAGAAGCUGAGGCUCCCCCGGAGUUCCCAGAGCCACAAAGCCGAGCUGCUGGAGAUCCAGAGGGAGGGGGCGCUGAGAUACAUGGUGGCCGACGACACAAACUGUAUGGGUGCUGCACAGUGGCAGAAGUGCCGCUUGCUGCUCAGGAAGACAAAGCGUGAGGAAGGAGGGGAGAAGUUCCUGCUGGAGUUCUACGUUCCUCCGAAGUGUUCGAAGCCUAAAGUGAGCAUCCCUCUCUCAGCUAUCGUGGAGGUGAGGACCACCAUGCCACUGGAGAUGCCCGACAAGGACAACACUUUUGUUCUCAAGGUAGAAAAUGGGGGAGAAUACAUCCUGGAAACCAUCGACUCUCUGCAGAAAAACUCCUGGGUGGCUGAUAUCCAGGACUGCAUAGACCCCGGAGACAGCGGCGAUGACAUCGAGCUGGCGUCAUGUCCUCACGGUCAGGCCUCCAAAGAAAGCUCAAUGGUGGCCUCCUGCAGCUGUGAGCUGCUCUCCGAGGGUGUGUAUCGCACUCCGGAGAGGUCCUGUUCCACGACAGCAGAUCAUUACAGCGCUCCCUCUGUGCGAUGCAGGGAGCCUCCUUUCACCCAGCACCCGUCUCACAUGCCUUUAGAGCGCUUCCUUCAGUCCCCAGAGGCUCAGAGCUCUACCUCUUCUGCAGGUUGUGGUGAAGCAACAAAAGAGCCAGAGGCUGAUGCCAGCUUGGCAGGUUAUCCGUGGUUUCACGGUACUCUGUCCCGUGUGCGAGCGGCUCAGCUGGUGCUGGCGGGCGGGGCAAGGAGCCACGGACUCUUCGUGAUUCGGCAGAGUGAGACGCGGCCGGGCGAGUACGUUCUGACCUUCAACUUCCAGGGCAAAGCCAAGCAUUUACGCUUGUCUGUUAAUGAGAACGGGCAGUGCCACGUCCACCACUUGUGGUUCCACACCGUAACAGAUAUGCUGAGACACUUCCACGCCCACCCGAUUCCCCUGGAGUCCGGAGGUUCAGCUGACAUCACAUUACGCUCAUAUGUGCAGGUUCAGAGAAGCUCCACUGCAGAUUCCACCAUGCCUAUGGUUUUGACUCCUCCUAGGGAUGCAUCCUGCAGGACGGAUCCACCUCAGACGAUUCUUCACCCUCCUGGAACUGCUGCUUCUGCAGGGCCGUCAUCUGAUGGCCCCAUAUCCUCGAGCACCUCCUCCUCACCCACUGCCAUCCCGUCCCUCUCCAGAAGUGACCCUGGUACAGGACUUGGUGUGGGAGCGGGGCUGCAGAGCCGUAGUAAUAGCUCAGAACGCCUUCUGGAGGCCUCGAGCGGAGCGUCCGAGGAUUACCACGACGCUGACGGGACCCGCAGAGCCCGUGCUGUGGAGAACCAGUACUCUUUCUACUAAACAACCCAAAACAUGGGGUCUGCUUGUUUAUAUUCUGAAAAUAUAAGGUGUCACGGACCGCUCUGCACAUUUCCAAAUGGUCCAAAUCACUCCUCAUUUCCUCUGUUUGUUUUUAACUCCGUAUCUCGGAACUGGAAAGCAGAUGAGGCCAAGCAGUGUGUCCAUGCUUGAUUCAAACCAGAUAUCAAGGGUAUGGGCAGCAGGUAUUAAACAACAUGUUAUGAUGCACAAAAAAACUUAAAAGUGUGGAUGAUUGCAGCCAGAGACAGUAAGGGCAACUUACAUAAAUAGAGUCAUAUGACUUCGAUUCACCUCCUUUGACCAUUUCCUGCUGAGCCUUACCCACAGUUCUCCAGGAGCAGAGCCUGUCAGAGUCCUCUGCCAGAGGACUGAGAGUCUGAAAUGACCUCGCAGAAACCCCACCCCCUCCGCUCCUUAGAGCAUCCUGUUAAUGUUUGUAAAGCUGCUUUGAAUCUGUCCCGGAUAUCCUCGCUGUCCCUGAGGGUUUUCUGUUCAGAGUGCUGCCUCGGGUCGCUACGCUAACAGUGGUUCAGUUAUCACAUGUGUUCAUGUUAGCUGAGAGGUAUAUAUCCUAAACAUGAACAGCCUGAGGGGGCUUGUUUUCUGACAGUUUGCUUAGACGUUAACGGACCAAAGCAGACAACAACGAGGAAUUAACACCCCAAAUUGUCCAAAACUAAACUGUAGGGAAUAAAUCUGCUCUCAGUUUCUGGUUAGAAUCUAGAAUGCCUUGGAGGAAGUGUUCAUAACCCCUGAACCUUUCCACAUUUUGUCACAUAUCAACCCCAAAAUGCAUUGCAUACUAUUGGAUAAUAUGUGUUAAACCAGCACAUAAUUGUUUAAUGGAAGGAAAAUAACAUAUCUUGAAGGGGAUCUGAAAACUGUUACUUUCAUUUGUAUUUUUCUCCAUUGACCCAGAAAAACCUAAAACAGUCCAAUCAGGGUACGCCUGUGUGUAAUGUAUUCGUAGUAUAAAUCCAGCUGUUCUGAGAUGCCUCACAUUUUUUUGGGAAGAAAAUCUUGGAUAAGCAGAAUCAUUUAGAAGAAAUAAUGCAGCAGACAGGUCAGACAAAAAUUAGGAGACAUUUAAAGCAGGAUCUGGUUAGAAAGAAAGAUUGAAAACUUGAAGAUCUCAAAAAGCUCAAGUCUGUCCAUCAUCAGAAACAUGGAAGAGCAUCUUCCACCCCUCCUGAACUAAAAUGAGAUACAGGGAGAGGCUAGUGUGGACUAUGGAAAAUCACUAUGGAAAUCCAGAGUUUAAGUUGGAGAAUCUGUUCUCAGGAUGAGUGGUGUACUCCCCACAACCUUCCCUGAAGAGUGGAAAAAAAUAAAAUCUCUUUUGAAAGAAAGAAAUUUUCAGUUUUCAACUAGUUAGUUGAAGAAAAAGUAAACACAUGGAAGGAGGGUCCCUGGUUAGAUGAGAACAAAAUCAAACUUGUUGGCAAACAUUUGAAACUUAAGACUGCACAUCCAACCAUCCCUGAGAGGAAACACAGUGGUAGCAGCAUCAUGCUGUUGGACUGUUUAUCUUCAGUUAGGGCAGGGAGGGUAUUCAAAGAGUAUGGGAAGUACCGGGUAAUAAGACACAGGUUACAAAAGACUUUAGACUGGGGCAGAGGUUCCCCUUUUGACUGAACAAAGACCAUAAAAAAU
This is a messenger RNA of Cyprinodon variegatus (sheepshead minnow), 3982 nucleotides long. It is a transcript of the gene sh2b2, whose product is annotated as SH2B adaptor protein 2. The record is from RefSeq and is a predicted model, not a curated record. Gene Ontology annotation, molecular function: transmembrane receptor protein tyrosine kinase adaptor activity. Gene Ontology annotation, biological process: antigen receptor-mediated signaling pathway; intracellular signal transduction. NCBI's taxonomy places the organism in Eukaryota, Metazoa, Chordata, Actinopteri, Cyprinodontiformes, Cyprinodontidae. The transcript has 9 exons. Gene Ontology annotation, cellular component: plasma membrane. Bases 242 to 2308 code for a protein of 688 amino acids.